ACUGAACCCACGUUUGUGCUGCUAAGAGUAAUUUGCUGAGGGGUUUGAAGGCACAAACAGCUGGGACAAGGGGCUGAAUUCACUUGUUUAGGAUUUAUUCUGCCUGAGGAUGAACACAAAAUUCAACCUGAAACUGGCUGGUUAAGAAACUGGAAUGGCUUGAACAGGCAGGAAGAUGCAAAACCCCAAGUAUGAGAAGUUUUGUCACCAUGAAGUUUGCCAAGCUUUGGAACAGGUUGCCCAGAGCUUGUACAGUCUCUGGUUUUGGAGGUUUACAAGAGUAAACUGGUGAGAGAGAAAAUAAGAUUUGAGUGCCAGGGAAGUGGGGAUGGAGCAUGACUUCAGUUCUGCACCACGAGGCCCUGAUUUUGCUGAAUGCUGCUCUGGCCUCUGAACCAGAACCCAGUUCCCAGGGCUGUAAGAAGCUCCUUGGAGGGAGCAGGGACUGUGCAAUGGAGCAGGAAUUAUUUGUUUCUAGUACAUGGCCCAGAUUUCAACCAUGCUUUUUCUGUAGUGAUGAGCAGUACCAGACACUUGCACAACUUCCCCUCUGGCAGAGAUGUAUUUGAUGUAAAUACAUGUGCUGCAGCUUCAGACACAAUAAAUGUAUUUGAGGGUAACAGGCUGAGUAAUCUGGUGCUUGGCAGCUGCUCUGUUGUGGGGAUUUUUGCUUUACUGUUAGCAGUGCUUGUGACAUCCGUAAAUGAAAAAAGGAAGAGACAGUAACUGAACAGCCUUAAUAUCAAAAUAGCUCCAGCUACAACUGCUUUACCUGAGAGGAGGAGUCGUGCUGGGUCUGUCUCCUGCCACAGGAGAGGGAUUGCAAUGCUCACAGUCCACUGGGGACAUUCUCAAGCCAUCUCUUUGAGAAAUGUCUUUGCUCUGUCACCUGGGGAGGGACAGAAGGGGAGUUCUGGGAGCUGGCUGCUGAGAACAUGGAUUUCUUUUAAUGCAGCUGCUGCUAGCAAGAAACCACAGUGAUUCACGAGCUGUUCUUAGGGGAAAGCAGUGCCUUGUUAUCAAGAAUUUUGUCCUGGUGUGGUGGUGUUGGCCAAUCUCACAGUCAUAGCCAAAAAUGUGCUUUUGAUAUAGGAGUGGAAACUCUGGGCAGAGGUAGAAACAUCAAAUCUUUCUUUCCACCCACUGCUCCCCUCAUUGUCAGACAAAACUCAUGAAUCCAGGUACUUCAGCAGAGGUGAGGGAUGGACAGUGGGCAGUGUAGGCUGCAAAUUAAGUGGGAAAACAAAAAACCAGGGGGCUCUUGUGCAAGAGGGUGGCUUAUCCUGGAUUAUGUGGGCUUCUUUAAUGCAAAUAGUUCUGAACAUAAACAUUUACUGUUUAAAAUUCAUGGUGGCUUAAUUGUGGAGGAAAUGCCUGUGUAAAUGCAGCCUAUCAAAUGGCUCCAGUGCUGGAGGGAGAAACAUUCCCAGAUUGACCAGGCCUUUCAAGUGCUGCUUGGUUAGAGAACUGGGGGGCUGUGUUUGCAGUGUGCCAAAUGUAGAUUUCAGCCUUAAAGGCUUGUGAGGCUUCUCCUGGCAGCGGUGCCUGUUCACAUGCAAAGUCCCAGCAGGACAUGGAAAACCAGCUGGGGGUGGCUGGGCAGGUACAAAGUGUGAGGAAGGUGAACCUCUGGAUGUGUGAACAAAGGUUGCCUGUGACCUUUCUUCCUGCUGCUUAUGUGACUUAUUUCUGCUGGCACUUGGUCUGGCAGCAGCUUACAGACAGCUCUUGGGUGCCUGUGGAGAAACUGGAACUGUGCAAAGCCUUUUCACCAUGUCCAGGUGCUGCCUCUGCCCACACUGAGCUGUUCUGCUGCUUCCCCCAAAUUCCAAAGGAAUUCUCUGGAGUGCAGCCCUGUGGCACCUUGAGCUUGACACCUCUCAUCAGGAUGAGUGUCCCCAGCCCCUGUCCUGGCAGCGAGGGCUGUCUGCAGUGCCUGGGUGUGCUGUGAGCCUGAGCAGGGGUCAGUCCCUUCUGUGGCACAGGGCACGGUCAGGAAUUGUGCCUGGAACCCAAGUUCAUGGGGUCACUCGUGUGGUAACAGCACCUGCUACAACACCGGGUUCAGAGUUGCUUCUGGAAAGCAGAAUAUCUAGAGAUAGAUAAAAUAUCUAGAGAUAGAUAAAAUAUCUAGAGAUAGAUAAAAUAUCUAGAGAUGAUGAUACUCUAGAGCAGCAGGAGGCUGGGGAGGAGCGAAGGGGAGAGCUGUGAGGAAGGUCAGUGCUGCAGCAGGUGGGAUGUGGGACUCUGGUGCAUUUCUGUGUUGAGCUGCUUGCAGAGCUGUCCCUGGGAUGGCAAACCCAGGCUCCAGCCUGGUCUGAGAAGAGCUUCCCUUGCUGGGUCCUGCUCACUGUGAGUGCUCUGCACAGCUCCUGUCAGCCCCAACUUCCCAGCCCCUCUCCCACCACAGAACGCUGCCCAGCACAGCUCAGAAGAGUUCUGAUGUGUGUUCAGAGUAAAUUCCUGUUAUAACAGGAAAAAAGAGCAAAUUGCCCAAGUCUUUUUAACAUCUGUGAGUUGCAGUGAAUGAGCAGUUCCCAGCCAGAGUCUCCUUGUCCUGACUUGGUGUGCAAAGGCCGCAGGCUCUGAGUGAGUGUGGAAGGAGACGAGAGCAGGGUGAGGAGUGACUGUGCUGCUGGCAGUGCUGAGCUCUGGACUCAGCAGCACUGAUUGUUCAACCUGCAGAGCUCCCUAAUGCUGCUGCUGUCCUCAGAACACCCAGGACAAAACUUCUGCAAGGUGCCUACAGAAAAGAGACAACAGAACUGCUUGAGAGUCCUGGCCUGAGUGGGUUGACCAUGGGAAGCUGGACCAGCAGUGCCUCAUGCCAAGAACAUAAUUGUUGCAGGCAAAUGACUGCAAUCUGCCUGUGAGAAGCUAUUUUAAAGACUCUUGAUUUGUGCCUGGGCUUUAACCUGCAGUUGGCAUUCAUAAGUUACCCUAUGCAGAGCUGCAAAGAGCUUAAUGACCUUUGAGACAUCCACUAAACUUCCUCUGUGAGGAAAACCAGCCCGAGCUCACUUGUUUUGUUUAAAGAAAUGUCUUUUCUCUGCAACCAAAAUUGCUGUUUGUGACUGCCUUCAGUGGGAGAGAAGAUCUCUGGCACAAACUUCUGGAGCUCCUUCUGAGUUGCUUCCAUCAUUACAAGUAUUUUGCAAAGUAAACUCUCUCCUAUUGCUUGGAAUUGUUUUCUGCCAGAUUGUGGAGCAUUGUUGUUCACAGGAACCGGCUGGGGGGUGGACAGUGGAAAUGUGCUCGAGUCGGUGUCUAGUGAGUGGCUUGGUUGAGGAUGGCUGGUGGUUAUUCAGGUUUUCAGUUUCUCAGAAGUGCUGCUCUGAGUAAGCUGGGUGCUGUUUUGGAGAGCCAGAGGCUGGAGGAUGGGCUGUGAGGGCAUGGCAGAAACAGCCAGAGAAGCUGAGCAGGAGCUGCCCAAGGAGAGUGAGCUGUGUCCCCACUCUGGCUCCUGGUGGCCUCAUGUCCUGGCACUGCUGUACAGGGACCUGCUCCAGGCUUCCUGGGGCAGGAGCCUCUCCUGCAGGGCUGGGGGCCAGCUGGGCCAGCAGAACCCCUGCCCAGGGCUGGGUGAGUGGGGCUGUUUGCUCAGCAGGGCAGUGCUGCCCUCCAGGCCGGGUCAGCACCCGGUGCUCCCCAUCCUGGGCACACCUCGAGCACUGGGGCUUGUCAGGGCCUCCUUCCCCUGCUGGAGGAGUCUCCUUUUUGCUGGUUGCUGGGACCAGUGCCACCUUCCUUAGCUCUUUCUUGCCCAACCUCCCGUGAUCUGUGGCUGCAGUUUCACUUUCUGCAGAGGAGCCCUGGCAGCAGCUGGAGCUGCUGAGCCAAGCUGCUGCUGCUGCUCCUCAGGAGGUGGGGCUGAGCAAGUAGCCCCUGUGGCAACCUCGGCCACGUGUGAGGCUGCCAAAACCAUUGCUAUGCAGCCAGGGUUGCCUGCCCAGUCCUGAUCCCAGCUGAGUUGCAACACUCCGAAACUGGCUCUGACCAUGUUGUUGGUGCAGUUGUUCCUGUCGGCUCUGCCUGGUCCCUGCCAGCACAGCACUGGGGAGCUCCAGCAGCACAGGCAAUCCUGAGCGGUGCACAUCUUGACAAAGUCUCCUGGCAACGUUUUCUGCGGGGCUGGAUGACAGCAGAAGCCGCCAGGUAAAUCGAUGAGCCCGUAAAGAGGCGGAAUCAGGCCGCACGAUGGGUCAGAAGGUCACAGGUGGGAUAAAGACUGUAGAUAUGAGGGACCCUGUGUACAGGCCACUGAAACAGGAGCUCCAGGGCCUGGACUACAGCAAACCCACCCGGCUGGACCUGCUGCUGGACAUGCCCCCGGUGUCCUACGAGGUGCAGUUGCUGCAUUCGUGGAACAACGACGACCGCUCGCUGAACGUGUUUGUGAAAGAGGAUGACAAACUGAUAUUUCACCGGCAUCCGGUGGCCCAGAGCACAGAUGCCAUCAGGGGCAAGGUGGGCUACACGCGGGGCCUGCACGUGUGGCAGAUCACGUGGGCCAUGCGCCAGCGGGGCACCCACGCCGUGGUCGGGGUGGCCACCGCAGAGGCCCCCCUGCACUCCGUGGGCUACACCACCCUCGUGGGCAACAACCACGAGUCCUGGGGCUGGGACCUGGGGCGCAACAGACUCUACCACGACGGCAAGAACCAGCCCAGCAAAACCUACCCCGCCUUCCUAGAGCCGGACGAGACUUUCAUCGUGCCCGACUCCUUCCUGGUGGUUCUGGACAUGGACGAUGGCACGCUGAGCUUCAUCGUGGAUGGGCAGUACAUGGGGGUCGCCUUUCGAGGACUCAAGGGGAAAAAACUCUACCCAGUGGUGAGCGCCGUGUGGGGCCACUGCGAAAUUCGGAUGUGCUACUUGAACGGGCUUGACCCUGAACCACUGCCUCUGAUGGACUUGUGCCGGCGAGCCGUGAGGCUUGCCCUGGGCAAGGACAGACUGACUGAGAUCCCCACCCUGCCCCUGCCAGCCUCCCUCAAGAGUUACCUGCUCUACCAAUGACCCUCGUGCUCCAGGACAGGUGGCACCAAGGCGGUGAUGGGCGCUCUCCACCCUCGUGUCGGCCCCGUCGCUGCAGCUCCCUGGCCAAAGGAUUCCUGCCACAGCUUCAUCCUCCUGUGCCCUCACUGCGAGCUCUCCAGCAGCCCUUGUUCCUCUGCUUUGUUCCUUGGAAGCCACUUCCCCUGCACACUUACAAAAGGAACAUUUACAGAGGCUCUGUGCCUGCCUGCUCCUGGGAAAAGGCUCUGCUGCCUCCCCCGGCUCCGAGGGCCUCGGGGGGAAUUCUUCUGUACCAGCUAAAGGGAAGAAUGAUCAUCAAAGAACAAUAAUAAAAAUAAAAGUAAGAAUAAAAACAUAAUUUGGGGAAAGAGGAGGCAUUAGGAAUAGGAAUGUUAAGACCAGGUACUAAGAUAGGAAAGGCUCAGGAUGGCCAGCAGAGUUGGGAAGAGUCUGGAAUACCUUAAGGAAUUAACUAAUGAGUUUUUAAAAGCCAAAAAAUAAAAAGUACAACCCCAAACCCUGAAACACCAAAAGCAAGAGCCCUUCCAGCAGGACACUCCUAGUUUGGAGGAGGUGGUUAUGUUGCUGAUGUCUGUAUCUGUGCUGGGACAUCUCACCUUGCUCUGUUGCUGUUCCACAGGUUGACUCCUGCUUUCUUGUUUGUCACCAUUGCUUGUCCUGCUCCAUCCUCUGCUCUGCCUCCUCCUGGUGGGUUUGGCUCAGUUGAUUUUGCAGUCAGGCUGUCUUUAACAUCUCCUUCCUGACUGAGAGCUGCAGCUUUUGCUCUGGGGUUCCUGGCUGCUGUGGGAACAGGGGAGGAUGAGCUUGUGCCAUGGGCUGGGACCAUCUCUAUGGGCUUUGUCCCCCAGUGCAGGUCCUGUCCUGAGCUCUACUCCAUGCCCAGACUUUAGAGAAACUAGCAUUCCUCUCAUGGCACUGCCAGGGAAUUCUCUUCUUGGAUAAACUGCUUAAAUUCAUCCUGACCAUGGUUGGUUCUGCCACAGACCAUCUGCUCUAAACUCUGCAGCAGGAGUGGUUCUGUGCCCUGCCGGGGCAGGAGGGUGUCCCACAGGAGUGUGGCUGCACAAGUGGCACCAGCAGGUGAGCCCAGGAGGGGACUGCUGCAGCCUGGGAGGGUUAAACAGAGCCCAGGGGGAUCUUCAGGCACAGCAAGAGGAAAAUGAACCUCUGCAGAGCUGGGGAGCAGGAGGGAGCUGCAAUAACCGGGACGAGCAAUUCAGGCAAAAUCAGCACAUCCCAAAUAGAUCCUCAGUAGCCAAGUAAAGAGGAUGACACUCCUUUAUUAGCAGGAGCUGCUCUCUUGACCUCUCCACAGGUUACUAUGCUGCCUUUCUGGGGUUAUUUUGCACAUUUUGUGGUUUUUUUCUUGAAAAAAUGUUUGUGUGAUUGUGGUUUUGUUUUGUUGGUUUUUUGGUUGUUUUUUUGUUUUGUUUUGGUUUUUUUUUUUGCUUUUGAGUUAUCCCUUCAGUUUUGUGUAGGUACAAAUGAGUUUAGUUGUUGAAAAUGUUAAUAUAUAUAUUUGUGGUGUAUGUAUAAGAACAUGUUUUAAACAGCUGCUGUAGGGUACCUUUUUGAAAAUAAACUACUUGCAUAGUAUAUUUUUUAAAGCACAGAGUUGGUGCCAAGACUGGGUGGGGUGUGAUGUGCCCCUUUUUUAAUCUAAUAUUAUAUGACUUUUUUUUCAACGUAGGGGUUUGUACUAGUUUCUGUUGCAGGGUGGGACACAAAAUUCAGUGUGUGUGGAGCCCUACUUGGUUGCCUUCAACUUGAACCAGUGUCUUCCAGAACUCCAGGGAAGGAGCUGUGUUCUCCCUACUUCUAAUGCUCUUUGUGCUCCCUCAUUUCCAUCUCUCCUCACUUCACCAGGACAGUGCUUUGUACAGUUUAAAAUCCUUUCUAUUUUAUGACUGUAGAUAAUACUCAGUAACCUAAUAAACUUUAUUAAAUAUUA
Parus major (Great Tit) is the source of this 6991-nucleotide messenger RNA. It is a transcript of the gene SPSB1, whose product is annotated as splA/ryanodine receptor domain and SOCS box containing 1. Gene Ontology annotation, molecular function: protein binding. The coding region runs from base 4198 to 5019 and encodes 273 amino acids. Lineage: Eukaryota; Metazoa; Chordata; Aves; Passeriformes; Paridae. Gene Ontology annotation, cellular component: SCF ubiquitin ligase complex. Gene Ontology annotation, biological process: intracellular signal transduction; proteasome-mediated ubiquitin-dependent protein catabolic process. The transcript is spliced from 3 exons. The record is from RefSeq and is a predicted model, not a curated record.